Messenger RNA from Astrephomene gubernaculifera, 3327 nucleotides. The record is from the annotation of a GenBank genome assembly. NCBI's taxonomy places the organism in Eukaryota, Viridiplantae, Chlorophyta, Chlorophyceae, Chlamydomonadales, Astrephomenaceae.
GUCUUGGCUAUCCUGCUGCUGCCGCUCGUUAUUGCUGCAACACGCCGCCACUCACGACGCUAAUCAUGCAGCUAGUGCACGCCUACCCCCUUAAUCCCUGCGCAGGCCCCGGUCGCCCCCGAGGCAGGUGCGCGUGCGGGCGGUGCGGGUGCGGCGCCAGGAGGGGACCGAGUGGCAGCCUUCAAGCGUUACAUCGCCGACCUGGAGCGACGGGGUGGCGGCAGGGAGGUCCCCGACUUCCCCCGCGGUGCGGACUGGCUCAACAGCGCCCCGCUGCGGCUGUCCGGGCCGCCCUCGUCGCGUGGCAGCCUGGCGGGGCGGGUGGUGGUGCUGGACUUCUGGACCUACUGCUGCGUCAACUGCAUGCAUGUGCUGCCGGACCUAGCCCAGCUGGAGUCCCAGUUCGCGGGCGCCCCGGUUGCGGUGGUGGGGGUGCACAGCGCCAAGUUCGACAACGAGCGGGACAGUUCUGCCAUCCGCGCUGCCGUACUGCGGUACGACAUCAGCCACCCGGUGGUCAACGACGCGCGCAUGGCCCUGUGGGGGGCGCUGGGUGUGUCGGCCUGGCCCACCCUGGCGGUGGUCAGUCCGCGGGGGCGACUGCUGGCCAUGCUGUCUGGCGAGGGGCACCGCCAGGACCUGGAGGACCUGCUUACCGCGGCGUUGCAGUACUAUUCCGAGGCGGGGCAGCUGGACGGCUCCACACCCCUGCCGCUGGACCCGGAGAGGAACAAGCAGGCCCCCUCCUCCCUGCUCUCCAGCAGCCCGCUGCGCUACCCGGGCAAGCUGGCAUGCGACCCGGCGGGUGGGCGGCUCUUCAUCUCCGACUCCAAUAACCACCGCAUACUGGUGACCGACCUGAGCGGCGGCUUCAUACAGCAGAUCGGAGGCAACGGUCCCGCCCUGCGCGACGGCUCCCUGGACAGCGCCUGCUUCAACCGGCCGCAGGGGCUGGUGUUCAGCGCCGCUCGCAACGCGCUGUUCGUGGCGGACACGGAGAACCACGCGGUGCGCUGCUGCGAUCUGGCUGCGGGGACGGUGGUGACGCUGGCGGGUAACGGCAGCAAGGGAGGGGACUACCGGGGCGGUCGGAGCGGCUCGGCGCAGCCGCUCAACUCGCCCUGGGACGUGGAACUUGAUGAGCGAGAGGAGAACCUUUACAUAGCGCUGGCAGGGCAGCACCAGAUCUGGCGACUGGAGCUGGGACAGACCCGUGGGUCGCCAUCCGCUUCUUCCUCCUCCUCCUCCACCUCCUCGGGCAUCGGCGCCGCAGCGCUUUUCAGCGGCACGGGUUCGGAGCGCAACCAGAACGGCCCCACUCCGCUGACCACCAGUUGGGCGCAACCCAGCGGCCUGUCACGGGCGCGAGACGGCAGCGGACUCAUGUACGUGGCCGACUCCGAGUCCUCCUCCGUGCGAGUGGUGGACCUGGCCAGCGGCGCCAGCGGGCCAAAGGCAGGGGGGGACCCGCUGUUUUCAGACAACCUCUUCAGGUUCGGCGACAAAGACGGCUUUGGAGCUGAAGCGUUACUGCAGCACCCACUUGCCGUACUCAGCUCUGCCGACGGUUCCGCUGUCUACGUUGCGGAUUCGUACAACCACCGAAUCAAGGUGCUCAACCCAAAUACCAACGAGCUCGUGACCCUGGCGGGAAGCGGUGUCGCCGGCUUCAGAGACGGGGUCGGCACGGAGGCCCAGUUCUCGGAGCCUGCGGGGCUGUGCCUGGGCCCUGAGGGCGUCAUUUUUGUAGCAGAUACGAACAACAACGCCGUACGGAUGUUGGAUCCGACGUCACGACGCGUAACGACGCUUACGUUGCGCGACGUACCUGCGCCCAGGGUGGAUCCGCUGAUGACGGUUGCGUCUGCGACCCGUGGGUCUGCCGGCGACGGCAACAUCGCAAAUGGCAGCAACUCGCCACCACCGCCACCAGGAUUCCAGGUGGUUCGCUCGCAACGACCAUUGGUGAUUGGCGGCGGUGGCAGCAGCGCUAGCGGGUCGUUGACAGUUACAGUUGCCCUGCCGAGCGGUUAUCACCUAACGGCGGGCGCUGGCAGCAGUUACUACACUCAGGUGGUAGCGUCUGGCAACAAUGGCGCUACGGCAGCUAACGUCACCUCGGUCGCCGUAAGCCCUGCCAGUGGCCUGCUCCCAGAUACCGCAGCGCCAAGUGUAACGCUCACAGUCCAACCGACAACCGCUUUCCCAGCUCUAACUGCAACACCCCGGCCGCCACUGCUGCUCCGGGUGCUGUCAAAAGUGUACUACUGCCAGUUGAACGAUGUGUGCCUGUUCGAGCAGGUGUGCUUUGAGGUGCCGCUGCAGCUGGGGGCAGCAGCAGCAUCAGCAGCCGGCGGCGGCGGUGGAGGGGCCGCGGGGCAGGCGGCUGUGGACCUGAGGUACGAGGUGCUGCCUGCGACACAACCGACAUUUGUGCUACAAUGAUGGCGCCAGUACCGGGCGCCUGGUGACCUUGAGGAGAGAGGGAGUGUGACGCAAGUGGCGCAACUGACGCCCAAGGGAUAUGAGUCGUGAUCCUGCCAGGGGCUUGAUUUUGGUUGAAGGCUGCUUUCGAGCGCGAAAAACCAGGCUCCAACCAAAAGCAGGUAGGUAUGUGAGUGCUACAGGGGAGUCAGGGGUUAGGGUCGCACUUUCAGGGUGUACUGGAUACCGGUAUGCCGUACCUUCUUGUAGACAUCGCGCAGCGCCGCGUUGUAAACAGACUUGUAAUAGGCUUGAAGGAGCUGUAUUAUUAUCGGUUUGGCAUUAAUCAAGCUGGCCCAGCUGGGGGUCACAGGCGGACUAGUGACUACUAGCCGUGACAGGCUUAAGCAUCCUGUCUGCAGAACGGAACCACGGAUGUCAAUAAACCGUUUGGUAUCCGUUUAUUGAUGUCCCGGACAUCCCAUUGAGAACGCCUCUAUUAGGCAGCUGUAGUACCGGUAAUUGAAGCAACAUCCUUGUCCUUAGCCACUUAGCUUGCUCCGUAUUUUCCUAUCAUAUAUAGGAAAACGUGUAUACAAGGUUUGCAGGAACCUAUGCGUUAACAAGGAUCGGCCCGGGCAGCAUUGAUUGACUCAUAACCUGAUCAGGCCGACAAGAAUAUGUCGCACUUGAGUCGUACAGGCUCCCCUGUGUUGUUUUGUUUUAUCAUUAAGGCGUGGUAAUCCGUUGUGCAACGCAUUAAAGUUUACACACAGUCUCUGGCUGUGAUACGACUCAUCACGGGUAGCCAUACCUGCACAUCACGGGUCCUAACGCCGCAGGGCAUUUACCGCUUGAACUAUCUUCCCGAAACGGCAUAAAAUAUAUGCUGCAAGCAUGGGC